Daldinia vernicosa is the source of this 1156-nucleotide messenger RNA. Its product is annotated as ubiquinone biosynthesis protein COQ9. Gene Ontology annotation, biological process: ubiquinone biosynthetic process. NCBI's taxonomy places the organism in Eukaryota, Fungi, Ascomycota, Sordariomycetes, Xylariales, Hypoxylaceae. Bases 187 to 993 code for a protein of 268 amino acids. The transcript is spliced from 2 exons. Gene Ontology annotation, molecular function: lipid binding. The record is from RefSeq and is a predicted model, not a curated record. Gene Ontology annotation, cellular component: mitochondrial inner membrane.
GGAGCCGGAGCGAUUCAACAUAGCGAAUCUCAUCUCUAAAAAAAAAAGAUCGUCACUUACGUAGUUGCACUCGAGCUUCAUUCACGAUUUGACUUCUAGUCGAUUGGGUCAAUCAAUCAACCAAUUAAUCAAUUGAAACGUAUAAACCAAGGAUCUGGCUAGCUAGCAUACCCUAGAGAUUUAAUCAUGGCCCCGUCACGGGCACCAGCAACACGCCUGGCAGCAACCCUCCUACGCCAAACCACCCGCCUCACAACUCCCAUCCUCCCCCGCCACCACCACCACCACCACCACUACCACUCCUACGACCACCCACCGCCCCCCAGCACCUUCAACUCCGCCGAGCGCGCCAUCCUCUCCGCCGCCUACGCGCACGUCCCCGAGCACGGCUUCACCCAGCACGCCCUAGCCCUCGGCGCCCGCGACGCCGGGUACCCGGACAUCAGCACGAACGUCGUGCCCGACGGCCCGUACGGCCUGAUCCGGUACCACCUAGUGACGAAGCGGGAGGCCCUGGCGCCGCGGGCCAAAGCUAUUUUCGGCAGCAGCGAGGGGGAGGAGGAGCGAGGGGGGGAGUUGUUGAAGGUGCCCGAGAAGGUGGAGAGAUUGACGUGGGAGCGUCUGGUGUCGAAUUCGGAAGUUAAUCAUCGGUGGCAGGAGGCCCUAGCCCUAAUGGCCCAACCCUCCCACAUCCCCUCCUCCCUCCACGAACUCGCCCUCCUCGCCGACGAGAUCUACUUCCUCUCCGGCGACACAUCAGUCGACCCGUCCUGGUACACGAAGCGCGGCACGCUCUCCGUCAUCUACGCCUCAUCCGAGCUAUUCAUGACCAACGACCGAUCCCCGGGGUACGGCGAGACGCGCGCCUUUUUACAGCGGCGCCUCGACGAGACGAGCACCGUGGGUGGUGCCCUGGGCAGCGUCGCCCAGUGGGUUGGGUUUACGGCGUCGGCGGGUGUGAAUGUGUUGAGGAGCAAGGGUGUUAGAAUAUAAGAUAAGUUGGGAUAAGCAAGUUAAAUUGAGGAAGUCUGAGUACAGCCUCUGGGAGGGUAGACGUCUGAAGGUGUACCUGAUAGAGAAAACUGGUAGGUAAUGUAUAUAAUUACUAUUGGCAACGGUUAUAGGCUGGCAACGUCUACGGAACGAGAUCAAGACU